UAAAUGAAAUUAAACAGGGUAAGCGGGUUACUUCUUGGCACAAGCUUGAUCAUAAAUGCAGCUUUAGCCCUUGUAGGCCCCUUCUUCCCUCAAGAAGCUGAAGACAAAGGUGUUGAUAUUAAUAUAAUAGGAUACAUCUUUAGCGCAUACCCAUUCUCAUUUGUGAUAAUUUCAUUAAUAAUGCCGAAAAUACUGAACAAAUAUAGCCAGAGAUUCAUGUUUAUCGUUGGCUCAAUCACAUAUGCUAUCUCGGUGAUCGGCUUUGGAUUACUGAUCUUUGUAGAUAACGAGUUAUUUCUCGCAAUGGCGAUUACAUGUAGAGUACUACAGGGAGCUUCAAACUCUGUGGUUUAUACAACAGCAUAUUCUGUUUUCUCAAUGCAGUAUGAAGGUAAUGACAUUAUGCAGAUGAAUUCUUACUUCAAAGUCACACUUGGAGCUGGGCUGGUCAUUGGGUUGCUCACAGGUACCCUGCUCUACAUGGUAGGAGGAUAUUGCCUUCCAUUUAUUGUGUUUGGAGUGUUCUUCCUCUGAUUUGUCCCAUGAGUCAUUGGAUAUUUCCCUUCAAAAAUCGAAGUUUCAAGUGACUUGAAAGAGCGUCUGUGUGCGAACACCAAUUCAGAGCAACAGAAGAGUGGACAAUUUAUUGAUUUUAGUAGUAACCAAAACAUUGUUAAUUGUAAAGAUCAAAGAUUUUACUCUAUAAGACCUUCAAUCAAAGAAAACCUUGAUGAUGGCAACUUGAGGCAUAAGUAUUCUUUUGACCAAGAAAAGAGGGAGACUUUGGAUGUUGAACACUCAAAUUCUUCUCAAAGAGAUUCUAAGAGGAUUAAAUUUGAAUUUCACCAAGAUAUGGAGGCUGGUUCUCAAAGCUUGACGCAGUCAAUUGUAACACAGAUCAUCAUGAAAUGUCUUAUAUUAGCUAUCCUGUUCCUGAGUUUGCUUAAUUUUGCUCCGGCGAUACUAUCAAAAAGAUUAGAGGAGCUUAAAAUCCAUGAAUAUUUAUAUGGUUUAAUAUUCGCUAUUCCAUGAGUUGUCCCAGUUUGUUCAAUAUUCUUAGUAAACCAAAUGAUGAACAAGUUUAACGGAAAUGCAGUCUUGAUAACAGGCACCAUCUUAAUGUCAUUUGGAUUCUUCAUAGUUGCCAUAGAAUCAGUCUUUUUCUUUUUAAUUGGGAUAUCAUUGUUAGGAUUUGCUGCUCCUUUUGCAAUCCUUCCUUUAUUCCCACUAAUGAGGAACAGUCUGAAGAGUGACUAUAGAAACUCAAAUGAGGCAAUUAAUGCCUUAUCAGGACUAUACAAUGCUGCGCUGGGCAUCGGAGCUAUUGCAGGCCCUCUGAUAGGGUCUCACCUAUACUUCUAUUUUGGAUUCUUCACAACUGCUUAUGUACUAGGCAACUUUUGAAUUCUACUCUCAAUUAUCUUGUUCUGCUCUGGAGGAUGAUGAAGGUCAAGAGAUGACGUGAUAGAGUGUUCGGACUUAUCUGAAAAUCCUGGGGUGCUUAACAGCUCUUUCCUGGAGCCUAACAUUCUACCAGUCCCAAGUGGAAGACAGUUUAAUAAACCUUAAGAAGUCAUAUAUCUUUAGUAAACU
Molecule: messenger RNA, 1593 nt
Organism: Moneuplotes crassus
Lineage: Eukaryota; Ciliophora; Spirotrichea; Euplotida; Euplotidae
Source: the annotation of a GenBank genome assembly